UAGGACAGGAAGUAAGAAGUGACGUGGCUGCUAGGCACACGUAACCCUGGAAACUGGUUUGACCUGCUCCCGUUCCCACGACAGUCUCUCCCUAACUGACUAAAGCUUUAUCCAGGGCACUCUAAGCCAAGGAGAUCCGAUAUCGCCUUCAUCUAAAGAGGGCUGUGCUCUGAGAAACAGAGUGUCUUCUAUCCAGACCAUACCUGAGAGACUCAGGGAUAGGGUGUGACUGCUGCUGCUGAACCUAGCCCAGAGAACUACAGCCACAGACCAAGACCAGGACAGGAUCACCAAGAAGACAGGGAGGAACUAGUUCCAGGUAUGGCCUCGGCCGGCCUGGAGAUUCUGGCUAUGAUCCUGUGUGUGUCUGGCUGGCUGGGGGUCAUGGUGGCCUGCGGUCUUCCCAUGUGGAGAGUAGCCGCCUACAUCGGCCAGAACAUUGUCAUCUCUCAGGUGAUCUGGGAGGGCCUGUGGAUGAACUGUUCAGUGCAGAGCACGGGCCAGAUGCACUGCAAGGUCCACGACUCCAUGCUAGGGCUGCCAGUGCACCUCCAGGCAGCCAGAGCCCUGGUCAUUGUCUCUAUGGUGCUGUGUAUUAUUGGCAUCGGCCUGUCUGUAGCCGGGGCCAAGUGCACCAACUGCAGCUCGGACAUGGGCAACAAGCCCCGCAUGGUUCUGGGGUCCGGCGUGACCUUCAUCGUGGCUGGGCUGCUGUUGUUGACGGCUGUGUCAUGGACGGCUAACGCGAUCGUCCUGGACUUCUACGACCCGAUGCUCGAGGAGACUGGGAAGAGGGAGUUUGGGAACUCGCUUUAUUUUGGAUGGGCUGCCUCCUGUCUGCUCCUCAUUGGGGGAGCUUUGCUGUGCUGCUCUUGUCCCCCGAAGGCAAUACAGGACAGGAGCGGGGCAGGGUCCGGACCCCACAGGUCGGUCGACUACUCAGCUGUCAAAUCUCCGAUGUCUGUGAAUGGAUAUACAAGAAGGGACUAUGUGUGAGAGUCUGUGUUCAAUGGGAUUGGUAUCAAGAUAGCCCUUGAGGCUGAUGGGACCGCUGAGAUAACCUGCCCCCUUUUUAUCUGACAGCAGGCUAUAGGUGUAGCACAGAAUAAAUGCUAUCAUGUUGAUAAGCGUAUAAGAAACUUACGAUUAAUGUUAGAUGUGUUUUGCAUGUCCAUAUGACUUCUGUAGAGAUGGAGUCAAGUAAAGUAAAUCUGAUGGUAGGAUUAGGAAAAUAUAUUUUAAA
Messenger RNA from Esox lucius (northern pike), 1243 nucleotides. Its product is annotated as claudin-4. The record is from RefSeq and is a predicted model, not a curated record. The transcript has 2 exons. Gene Ontology annotation, biological process: bicellular tight junction assembly; cell adhesion. Gene Ontology annotation, cellular component: plasma membrane; bicellular tight junction. Gene Ontology annotation, molecular function: structural molecule activity. The coding region runs from base 322 to 996 and encodes 224 amino acids. Lineage: Eukaryota; Metazoa; Chordata; Actinopteri; Esociformes; Esocidae.